This is a messenger RNA of Camelina sativa (false flax), 1494 nucleotides long. RefSeq names its product transcription factor NAI1-like. NCBI's taxonomy places the organism in Eukaryota, Viridiplantae, Streptophyta, Magnoliopsida, Brassicales, Brassicaceae. The record is from RefSeq and is a predicted model, not a curated record. Gene Ontology annotation, molecular function: protein dimerization activity.
UAUAAAGAGUUCACUCGUCCACAUUAACAUAACAAAACAAAAUCAUAUUUACUCCAAAACAAAAGAAGAUUUAGGAAAGAUUUGUACUAUACUUCGCGUUAAACUUUCUCCUAAAGCUUGUUUCCUCUUUUGUUUCUUGUUCAUUUUUAUCUUUCAAUAUUUUUUGCUUUCUUGUUUUGGAAAAAAGAAAAUUAAAGAAAAAAAAGAAACGUUUUUGUCAUUCCACGAAGAAAUGGAAGAUUCAAGCUUUAUGGAUUUGAUGAUCGACACAGAUGAGUAUCUGAUCGAUGACUGGGAAUCCGAUUUCCCGAUAUGGGGGGAGACUAACACGAAACCCUGUUCGGAGUCCGGAUCCGGAACCGAAACCGGGUUUGAGUUGGUACCAGAGAGACCCGCAAAACAAAUGAAAACAACCAACAACAACAUCAAUACAAUAUCUUCUUCUCCAUCGUCGUCUUCUUCUUCUUCUGGUUCGCGCACGUCCCAAGUGAUCUCAUUCGGGUCUCCUCACACUAAUAAGACCAACCCGGUCGAGACAUCUUUGAACUUCUCCAACAAAGUAAGCACGGAUCAGAGAAUGAGGUCCGAAAGAAAAGAUUGUGUUAAUAAUGGAGGAAGAAGAGAACCACAUCUAUUAAAAGAACAUGUUUUGGCUGAACGUAAACGUCGACAAAAGCUCAACGAGCGUUUGAUUGCUCUCUCUGCUCUUCUCCCUGGCCUCAAAAAGACGGACAAGGCAACAGUUCUUGAAGACGCGAUCAAGCAUUUGAAACAACUUCAAGAGCGGGUAAAGAAGCUUGAGGAAGAGCGAGUUGGGACCAAGAAAAUGGAUCAAUUAGUUAUAUUGGUUAAGAGAUCUCAAGUGUAUUUAGACGAUGAUUCUUCAUCUUAUUCAUCUACUUGCUCUGCUGCUUCUCCUCUGUCUUCUUCUUCAGACGAAGUUUCGAUCUUGAAACAGACGAUGCCUAUGAUCGAAGCGCGAGUUUCCGACAGAGAUUUGCUGAUUAGAGUUCAUUGUGAUAAUAACAAAGGGUGUCUGAUUAAAAUCCUAAGUUCCUUGGAGAAGUUUCGUCUUGAUGUAAUCAAUAGCUUCACUUUACCCUUUGGGCAGUCAACUCUCAUUAUCACUGUUCUCACUAAGAUGGACAGCAAAUUCUCUCGACCUGUUGAGGAAGUGGUGAAGAACAUAAGACUUGCAUUAGCCGAAUAGCAUUUUUAAAAAUGUUUGAUGUGAAUCUUAAAAAGUGGUUUUAAACGUGUGGAUUUGGUCGCCAGUUUUGACCUAUUCACUCGGGUUAGUUGUAUAAUGACUAAUUGGAUAAUAAAACCAGCUUGAUAGGCACGAAAUAUGGGAUUUUGUCGUCUGUUGAGUGCAAAAGCUGGAUAAGUAUGUGUACCUAAUCAUGGCUGUAUGAUUGGUUUGCUAUUUAUAUUUUUCCUCAGUAUUAUUGGUUUGUUUUAAUAAAUGCAUGAAAGCCGAAGAGUUAUUUAUUA